Petromyzon marinus (sea lamprey) is the source of this 1568-nucleotide messenger RNA. Its product is annotated as threonylcarbamoyl-AMP synthase-like. Gene Ontology annotation, cellular component: cytoplasm. Gene Ontology annotation, biological process: regulation of translational fidelity. The record is from RefSeq and is a predicted model, not a curated record. Gene Ontology annotation, molecular function: double-stranded RNA binding; nucleotidyltransferase activity; tRNA binding. NCBI's taxonomy places the organism in Eukaryota, Metazoa, Chordata, Hyperoartia, Petromyzontiformes, Petromyzontidae.
GGUUGGAAUCGAUUAUGGACCUUACGCACCGAUUAUGAGAAUCGAUUCCGCACGUGUUGGGCUUCCUUCUUCACCCACGUGGCGGCGUCUUUAAUGAUAGCGGCGGCUGCGAGGCUCAAUGAGGUUCGACUUCUUCGCGAGAUUUAAACUCCUCGCCAGGUCUAAGAUGUCUUCGGCUAACGGACAGCAGUGCACGUACAGGGACGCGCUGGACCCAACGGGACGGCCGCUGUCCCUGCGGGAGGCUGUGGCGCUGUUGGCGCGAGGGGUGUGCGCGGGACUGGUGGUGGCGCUGCCCUCCGACACGGUGUACGGCCUGGCAUGCCGCGUCGGCAGCCCGCGGGCGCUGCGGCGAGUCUACGACGCCAAGGGGCGCGACGGUGGCAAACCCCUCGCCGUGUGCGUGGGGGACACGCGGGAGGUGGGCAGGCUCUGCCACGUCACGGUGUCUGACGAGGUGAUGCAGGACUUGCUGCCGGGCCCAGUCACGCUUGUGUUCAAGAGGAAACCCGAGCUUAACCCCGCACUCAACCCCAGCACACAGCUGGUGGGGGUCCGAGUCCCCGAGCACGCCGUGCUGCGCCAGCUGUGCCUGCACCUGCAGGAGCCGCUCGCCCUGACGAGCGCCAACGCCAGCGCGCGGCCCAGCUCCCUGCACGUGCACGAGUUCAGGGAGCUGUGGGAUUCUCUGGCGGUGGUUCUGGACGGGGGGCCACUGGGCGACCCCAGUGACCCGACCUCACGUCUGGGGUCAACGGUUAUCGACCUCUCCAUGCCCGGAAGCUUCAGGAUCAUAAGGGCCGGCGUGGCGUGCGACAGGACCCUGGAGAUUCUGCAGAAGAAACACGGGUUGAAGUUGGACCCCGGGACGGGGUGACGAGGAGGGUGAAGCGAGUAUGAGUGUGUGUGUGUGUGUGGCGGAGGCGGGGGUUGGUGGAUCAUGGGAGGAUGGGUAACGAGCGAGGGUUCUGUAUGGGACCAGGCGAAGCUUCUCGGUGUCACUUCCCCUCUGCGGGCUCGUGCCGGUGACCACGUGUGGAACUCCACACACGUGGUCACGCUCCCUCCCCCCCACCCCCGCUGUAAUAAAUAUAAUAUGGGGGGGGAGGGGGGGGGGGUGUUAAGCAAGCACGGUCGACGAUAACGCGCGUGGGGUUGCGUACGCGGGUGCGCGGGGUGGGAGGGGGGGGGGGGAGGCUUGAACAAAGAGCGAGGUGCGUGGGUAGCGUCUGGAAGCAUCCAGCAGCAUCCCGAUGCCUCGUGCCGACGAUGCCACACGCCGAAGCGGCCGUAAAAAUGUUUUUUUCUCCCGAGCGGGGGAGCGAGGUGUGUGGUUCUUGCCCCCCCCCCUCCGCCGUGACUUUUAGAAGGGCGGUGGCUGAGGCUCGCUUUAUAGACUGGACUGUGGGGGGGGAGGGGGGCUCGCUGUGAAAAAAAGCUGCGUUGGCUUGUAACCUCGUAAGGGGUUACUUACGGGGGUUAAUCAUUGGCAAUGCUGAGUGUGUGUGUGUGUGUCAGUGUGUGUGUCAGUGUGUGUGUUUGUGUGUGUCAGUGUGUGUGUCAGUGUG